AUGGCCGUAAACGAAGAUGUCGAUGUCGCGAAGGAAAAAGGACUGGAAGAACGUGUCAUCGAAGUUCCCGUGUCGUCGGACUCGCUUUCAACCGAGGAGCCAAAAUUAACACCGCCGCUGUAUUGGAAGAUACUCGCGGUCGUCAUGAUCUCGUGCAUCAGUUUCGGCUCGGCAUGGAGUACCGGCAUCACCGGGGCCUUGAAGUCCACCCUCAAGAGAGAGCUGCAUAUUAACAACAUGCAGUUCUCGCUGCUUGAGGCUAGCGAGGACUUUAUGGUCACGCUCCUGAUUGUUUUCAGUGGGAUCUUGACAGACAAGAUCGGCGGUGCUAGGGCAUUGUUAUACGGCAACAUGAUCUACUCCAUCGGCUCCAUUAUCAUCGCAUCCGCUGCGCAGGCCCGCUCCUUCAAGCUCAUGGUCGGCGGAAGGGUCAUGCUCGCCCUCGGCGAGAUCGCAACCAAGGUGGCCCAGUUCAGGGUCUUCAGCUCCUGGUUCUCGCCGAACCAUGGCUUCGCGACCACCCUGGGCAUCGAGCUCGGCAUCAAGAAGAUUGGCGGCUUCGUCGGCAAGUCCUCGGCCAACAUCAUCGCCAAGAAGACCGGCAACUUCGCCUGGGUCUUUUGGAUCUCGGUGUUGAUGAACGUAUUGGCUAAUGUGCUUACCUUUGUGUUUUACCGGUUUAAUGCUACUGCUCGCAAGAAGUUUGAAAAUGUUACCGAUCCGGCGACUGGUGAGAAGCUCAUAGAGAAGUCCGAGAAGUUCCAGCCUAAGAAGGUCCUGGAGCUGCCUUGGAUUUUCUGGGCCGUUGUUGCUUUCUCGUUCUUCGAGACUAGCGCGGAUACCGUCUUCACGCAGAAUGCCACCGAGUUGGCGGAGAAGAAGUUCCAUACCGACUCUAUCACCGCGGGCUGGUACUCGGCAUCUGCACAGUACGCAGGCUUUUUCUUAGCGCCGUGUGUUGGUGCUUUCAUCGACAUUCUGGGCAAUCGUAUCACCUUGCUUGCGAUGUGCAGCAUUGGUAUCUUUAUAGCAAUGGCUCUUGUCAAUUGGGCCACCGAUAGUACCAAAGGACUUACUGCUGCUUUCGUCAUCUAUGCUGUGGCUAUGGAGCUUGGCCCAACGACCACCAUCGACAGUAUCCGGACCUCCAUGUGGCACGGCUCCGCUUUCGGAUCUGCCUACGCUGUCAAAUUCGCCGUCAACAAUGCUACGUCUAUGAUAGUCCGCAUCAUCACCGGCGCCAUCCAAGACGCCGACAACGACAGCUACGAUCACGUGGUUAUUGUGUAUGUCGUCCUCGCCGCCGGGGCCGUCCUUGUGACCACCAUGCUGGUCGUCCUGCUGCGGUGGUCGGUCGACCUCGGCAGUCUGCAGUGGACCCGCAAGCAGCGCAUUGCGAAUGGCAAGUUGUGGAACGAGAGGAAGAGAGCCUUCUACGAGGAAAACGGGGCAAGGAACAGGAAUAUCUCCAAAAUAUGCUUUGCUUGCUUGAUCCUGUUGAUCUUGGGGUCUUGGUCCGCGUAUUUCUGGGGUAUGGCUACUAAGAAUACUUCCUGA
Molecule: messenger RNA, 1557 nt
Organism: Diaporthe batatas
Lineage: Eukaryota; Fungi; Ascomycota; Sordariomycetes; Diaporthales; Diaporthaceae
Exons: 4
Coding region: 1-1557 (518 amino acids)
Biological process (GO): transmembrane transport
Molecular function (GO): transmembrane transporter activity
Source: RefSeq, a predicted model, not a curated record